Cherax quadricarinatus is the source of this 1329-nucleotide messenger RNA. Lineage: Eukaryota; Metazoa; Arthropoda; Malacostraca; Decapoda; Parastacidae. The record is from RefSeq and is a predicted model, not a curated record.
CUAAGACACAAAUUCACAACAAUUGUGAAGACAAUUAUCAGCUUCUUUGAGGUCGACUUCACCUUUGACAAGGCUUUCCUCACCAAGAACAUCAAUGACUGCCGGGGCCUCCUGAAACAACUAGUAGGGAACCAUCUGACUGACAAGAGUAUCGGCAGGAUAGAUCACGUCCUCGACUUCUUCACCGAGGCGGCCUUCCUGGAAGAGAUGUUCAGACCUGAAUCUCCUCACCGGCCAACACUCCAAACUAUUAUAGAUGACAUGAGCAAAGCUUUUGAUGAAGGUGGGAUCUGAAGGAUAAAAUAAAUAUUGGGUGUUGGAGCCUAAGAUAUUUUGGUUUCACGAUGGAGAACUCUGUACUUAAUUGCUGAUACAAUUCUUGUACUUAGGUGUGGUACUGCCAUUUGCAAUGCACAAGUAUGGUAAAGAUUUGAAGAAGAAACGUUUUGCAAACAAAUAAUCCUUGUUCUGUAUCAUAUUUUCUGAGUAAACUUUAGCUUUAUCAUGUGUUCCACAAAUGUAUAUGACUAAGAAUAAACAUUUACUAAAUACUGAGGCAAUAUUUAAAGAGCUGUAUUUAGCAUACAGGUAUUACUAGGGCCUUCCUUAUCAAAAUGACCCUCUUUUGGGAGAGUCAUUUUUAUAAUGUUCAUCUCAUCAUCACUGUAUUUAAGAUAUAGAACACACAAAAUUUACAAGAUGUCUAUUUCAUAGAAUACUGCACUGUAUCUGCAAGCAAUAUAGUUACUAAAAAUAUAUGUAUCACCAAACAUAGUAUCACUUGUUUGUAAUACUGUACUGUAUUUUGUUAGCACUGAGAAAGCAAAUUUCCUCAAUAUUUGCUAAUGAAAUGUAGCACACAGUUGCCUAACCCAUGGAUGGCUUUCAUGUGUCAACACAUUAGUCAGGCCUCUACACUGAUAGUAGGCAGCUUUGGUGACUACUGUAUUAGUGAAGGAGCUAGUUCAUAAAAGAAAAUAAAAGCUUCAGUUAUAAAGCUAUUAGUGAAUUCCUCCACAGGCCAGUUAUAAAGUUGUUUGUAAAGGCCACAAAACACAAAGAAGAAUACACUUGGCUAAUUGCAUUUUAAAUUUUGUUUACCAAAAAAUAUAAACCCUUCUACACUGUUCUUUUGGUUGACAUCCAUUUUUAUAUACAUUUUAGUUAGGAAAAAAAGUAAAUAAACAAAAAUGUUGUAAGCUGCAGAAGUAGCAAAGUAUAACAGGUUAUUUCAUGGGAUGAAGUAGCACAUAAACUUUGUCAUUCAUCUUCCUAGACACUACUUACUCUCCCACUAACUGAGUUUUGCAAGCUAAAAUAAAGAUGACC